CCGGUGCGGGGCAGUUCGGCAGGGUUGCUCCGAUAAGGAUCCUUUGCGUGUUUGAGCCCGUCUGCCCCUCAAAAGAAGCAGCCCAUCAGCAGCAGCAGCAUGGGCAUUCUUCAGCUGAGGCGAGGUCGCCUGUUGAAGCUGGCUAGUGUUACUCUCCUGGUGGUGAUUGCUGUGCUCUUCCUGCUCCCCAGUCACAGGAAGCAUCAAAUGCCUGAAGCACUGCCACUGCAAGCCAAUGUGGCGCCCGUGCGGCGGGCAUCGGCACCAGUGUUCCAUGCUGACAAGCUGGGCAACUACGAGCCGCAUGCGGCACCCGAACGCACUGGGCCCGGGGAGGGUGGCCGCGCUCACCGCGUCAGCGCUGCCAAGCGGAACCUGGCCGGCCAGAGCGAGAAUGAGUAUGGCAUGAACAUGGCCGUGUCGGACGAGAUCUCGCUGGACCGCAGCGUGCCUGACACCAGGGACCCCGAGUGUAAACACUGGGACUACCCGAAGGACCUGCCGUCAGCUUCAGUCAUAAUUGUGUUCCACAACGAGGGCUGGUCCACGCUGAUGCGCACCGUGCACAGCGUCAUCAACGGCACGCCCCAACAACUGCUCCACGAGAUCGUCAUGGUGGACGAUUUCAGCGAUAAAGAGGAUCUCAAGGACAAGCUGGACAACUACAUCCGCCGCUUCAACGGUCUGGUUAAGUUGCACCGGAACACCGAGCGGGAGGGUUUGAUCCGCACGCGCACGCGCGGCGCUCAGUUGGCCACCGGCGAGGUGAUCCUCUUCCUGGACGCCCACUGUGAGGUCAACGCCAACUGGCUGCCGCCGCUGCUGGCGCCCAUCGCCGCCGACAGGACGGUGAUGACGGUGCCCAUCAUCGACGGCGUGGACCACAGCACGUUCGAGUACCGGCCCGUCUACCACUGGUCGUCCCGCUUCCGCGGCAUCUUCGAGUGGGGCAUGCUGUAUAAGGAGAACGACAUACCGGAGCGCGAGAGUAGCCAGCACAAGUACAAGUCGGAGCCGUACCGGUCACCCACCCACGCCGGUGGCCUGUUCGCCAUGGAUCGGUCAUACUUCUUGGAGCUUGGCGCCUAUGAUCCGGGCCUACUGGUCUGGGGAGGCGAAAACUUUGAGCUGUCAUUCAAGAUCUGGCAGUGCGGAGGCAGUAUAGUCUGGGUGCCCUGCUCUCGGGUCGGCCACGUCUACCGCGGCUUCAUGCCGUACAGCUUCGGCAAACUGGCCGAGAAGAAGAAAGGUCCUCUCAUCACUAUUAACUACAAACGCGUGAUCGAGACUUGGUUCGACGAUAAGUACAAGGAGUACUUUUACACGCGUGAGCCGAUGGCUCGCUUCCUGGACCACGGCGACAUCAGCGAGCAGCUGGCCUUCAAGAAGCGACACAACUGCAAGAGCUUCCAGUGGUUCAUGGAGAACGUGGCGUACGACGUGCCGGACAAGUUCCCCGAGCUGCCGCCUAACGUGCACUGGGGCGAGCUGAAGAACGUGGCCGACCAGCGGUGUCUGGACACGAUGGGCCAGCCGGCGCCCACCGCCAUGGGUGCUUCGCCCUGCCACGGCUACGGCAACAACCAGCUGAUUCGGCUGAACACAGCCGGCCAACUGUCGGUCGGCGAGCGCUGCGUGGAGGCCGACCGACACUCGGUGAAGCUGGCCUUCUGCCGGCUGGGCACCGUCAAUGGCCCCUGGCAGUACAGCGAGUCGAGCCAGACGAUGUUCCAUCGGACCUUGAAGGCAUGCAUGUCACUGGACCCAGGCUCGGGACAGCUGAAGAUGCUGGAGUGCGACUCGCGUGACGCCUACAAGAAGUGGCAGUGGAAGCAGCUGACGCCGCGCUGGUGACGCGCCCCCAGCGGUGACAUCUGGCGGCCGGCGAGGCGGCUCCGGUAGUGACACCUGGCGGUCUCUGCUGGACUGCGCGCCGCCGGACGGCCCGGCGGGCUGGUGAUGUUCCGACUUCUCUGGGGCCUUGGGAGCG
This is a messenger RNA of Pollicipes pollicipes, 1990 nucleotides long. Its product is annotated as N-acetylgalactosaminyltransferase 7. The record is from RefSeq and is a predicted model, not a curated record. Gene Ontology annotation, molecular function: polypeptide N-acetylgalactosaminyltransferase activity. NCBI's taxonomy places the organism in Eukaryota, Metazoa, Arthropoda, Thecostraca, Pollicipedomorpha, Pollicipedidae. The transcript is spliced from 11 exons. Gene Ontology annotation, cellular component: Golgi apparatus. Bases 100 to 1854 code for a protein of 584 amino acids. Gene Ontology annotation, biological process: protein O-linked glycosylation.